Messenger RNA from Sus scrofa (pig), 4205 nucleotides. It is a transcript of the gene SLC28A3, whose product is annotated as solute carrier family 28 member 3. Gene Ontology annotation, biological process: pyrimidine nucleoside transport; purine nucleoside transmembrane transport. Gene Ontology annotation, molecular function: purine-specific nucleoside:sodium symporter activity; pyrimidine- and adenosine-specific:sodium symporter activity. Lineage: Eukaryota; Metazoa; Chordata; Mammalia; Artiodactyla; Suidae. Gene Ontology annotation, cellular component: plasma membrane. The record is from RefSeq and is a predicted model, not a curated record.
AGCCGUGUUCCCUGCAGCCCCACCCAAGACUACAGAGAAAAUGCCUUUUUCUAUCCUAAGCGGCACAAGAGUCCUUUUCUGGGAGUGCAAAUGGGCAGGCAGGACUGGGGAUAUGAGAAGGAUUAAUGAGGUACAGGGGACCUCCGGCCCAGACGUCUGAAAAGAAUUCGGAGCCCAGCCAAUUCCAUGAGCAGCAAAAACUCGGUGGAGCUGCAGAGGAUGGUGGCCCUCAGAGACGAGGGCUGCCGAAACCCUGGCUUUCAGAAUGACGAAAUCUGCGUUGAAAGCCAGAACACAUCAGGAAACGACAACUCAUUAAGGAGCAGAGUUGUACAAAACAGAGAGGAUGAAAAUGGAAAACAGGAUGAAGAGCAAGUCACCAUUGAGGAGGAUUCUCCAAGGAAGGAGGAAGAGGAGGAAGAUCAAGAGACACAUCAAAAAGGGUGCCUGGAAAACAAGUGCGGCACAGUUUAUGAUUUUUACAGGGAACACAAAACAACCCUUCAGUAUAUCCUCAGGGGCAUUUUACUAGCAGGGUACCUGGCCCUGGUGAUUGCAGCCUGCGUGCUGAACUUCCACAGAGCCCUUCCUCUUUUCGUGAUCACAGUGGUCGUCAUCUUCUUUGUGGUCUGGGAUCGCUUCAUGGCCAAAUAUGAGUCGCAGAUCGAUAAGUUCCUGUCUCCUGGCAGAAAGCUUCUGGACAGCCACUGGUUCUGGCUGAAGUGGGUGACUUGGGGCUCCCUGAUCCUGGGAGUUAUUUUGUGGCUGAUCUUCGACACCGCCAAACUGGGCCAACAGCAGCUCGUGUCCUUCGGUGGACUCAUAAUGUACAUCAGCCUGACAUUUCUGUUUUCCAAGCACCCAACCAAAGUUUCCUGGAGACCCGUCUUUUGGGGAAUUGGGUUACAGUUUCUUCUUGGACUUUUGAUACUAAGGACUAAACCUGGAUUUAUAGCUUUUGAUUGGUUGGGCAAACAAGUUCAGACGUUCUUGGAGUACACCGACGCUGGCGCUUUGUUUGUCUUCGGCGAGAAAUAUACAGACCAUUUUUUUGCAUUUAAGGUCCUGCCAAUCGUGGUUUUCUUCAGCACUGUGAUGUCCAUGCUGUACUACCUCGGAUUGAUGCAGUGGGUCGUUAGAAAGGUGGGAUGGGUAAUGCUAGUGACUAUGGGAACAUCUCCUACUGAAUCUGUAGUUGCUUCUGGCAAUAUAUUUAUUGGACAGACAGAGUCUCCACUGCUGGUCCGACCAUAUUUACCCUAUGUCACCAGGUCUGAACUCCACGCAGUCAUGACUACUGGGUUCGCUACCAUUGCCGGAAGCGUCUUAGGUGCAUACAUUUCUUUUGGGAUUUCAUCCUCUCACUUGAUAACUUCUUCAGUUAUGGCAGCACCUGCAGCACUGGCUAUUUCUAAACUUUUUUGGCCUGAGACAGAAAAACCUAAAAUAACCCUCAAGAAUGCCAUGAAAAUGGAAAAUGGUGAUUCAAGGAAUCUCCUCGAAGCUGCAACUAAUGGAGCAUCCUCAUCCAUUUCCCUGGUGGCAAAUAUCGCUGUGAAUCUGAUUGCCUUCCUGGCCCUGUUGUCUUUUGUGAAUUCAGCCCUGUCCUGGUUUGGAAACAUGUUUGACUACCCACAGCUGAGUUUUGAGAUAAUAUGCUCCUAUGUCUUCAUGCCCUUUUCCUUCAUGAUGGGAGUAGACUGGCAAGACACUUUUAUGGUUGCCAAACUCAUGGGUUAUAAGACAUUCUUCAACGAAUUUGUGGCUUAUCAGAAACUCUCGGAAUUGAUCCAUUUAAGGCAAGCAGGUGGACCCAAAUUUGUGGAUGGUGUGCAGCAAUAUAUAUCAAUUCGUUCUGAGACCAUUGCCACUUAUGCUCUCUGCAGCUUUGCCAAUAUCGGUUCCCUAGGAAUAGCGAUCGGUGGACUCACAUCCAUAGCCCCUUCCAGAAAGCGUGACAUCUCCUCAGUGGCAGUGAGAGCUCUGAUUGCGGGGACCAUUGCCAGCUUCAUGACAGCCUCCAUCGCAGGCAUACUCAUCAACACUCCUGUAGACAUCAACUGUCAUCACAUUUUGGAGAAUGCCUUCAACUCCAGCUUAGUUAGAGACACAACCAAUGUAGUAUCUUGUUGCCAGAGUCUAUUGAGCAGCACUGUGGCCAAGGGCCCUGGUGAGAUCAUCUCAGCAGGAAACUAUAGCCUGUACUCGUUGAAGGACUGCUGCAAAUUGCUGACUCCGUCGACGCUGAACUGCAGUUGGAUCCCUAAUGCAUUUUGAGUUCAGCCACUUCUCCAACAGAACUCUAAGUACCAGUGCUAAAUUUUCUGCUUGGAAGAGGGAAGAAAAAAAAAAGCUAUUUCCAUAGAUUGAUACUUCUGUCAUGGAAUCAGCUUUCAUUGGAAAGAAGAGACAUAGGAGUGAGCAGUUCAGAUCUACAUCUUCCUCCUCCCUGACCCCUUCCCUACUGUGAAGAGCUACUCACUGGGGCAUCCCCGAGUGAGCUAUUGUCCCCAAAAUGUUUUUUGCCUCGGAAGGAAAUUUUAGAGACGAUGCUGAGAUGCUUUUUAAUGAAAUGCCUAUCAGCAAUGCUCUUUAUUGCAUGAAGCCCACACUGUAUGUGAAAACACAAACACUAAUGACUGGAUUAAAAGAGGGGUUCACACUAAAGAAAAAAUGUGAAAAAGGUUUUGGAAGACCUUAAGUAAUUUGUUUUCAUUUUUGUUCACAAACAAGAGUGAUUAAAAAAAAAAAAAUCCAUGUGUCAAGAGCUGAUCUAUGUAUGGAGGUAGCAAUGGUGGUGGUGGAGGUGGUGGUGACGUAGGGACCUGAAUGCCCAAAGGACUCAAUCUCUGAAGUACAAUACACUAGGACAUGUCUAAUUAUUGAUCAUUUGCAUCAUAUUUUUCUUGGAGCUCACUGUGCACUUUGAGUAUUUAGACUUCAUUUUAGAAAAAGAGGUAUAUGUCCUUUCCCUCUGUUCUCUGUGUUCUGGUGUCAGCCUUCAUAAAAGCCUAUGGCCCUGUGUGUUAGGGAUGCCAAUUAUUCAUAUGCUGGUUUUCCUUUGUUUGCUAUGGCUAUGAUUUUUCUUCUCAUUCCUUUUUCUCUUUUUAACUCUUUGCAUUUUUCUACUCUGUUUUAUUCCUGAGGUCUCUAAGAGAAUCUCUUUGCUGUUUCUAGUAUGCCUCUGUGACCAACUAAUUUUUAAAUUCUGUCUGUUGCCAUUACUAUUCCUUGGAUGUUUUAAGCUCUGUCUCUCUCUUUUUAAUUUCAUGAGAAAGUUAAUUACUGCCCUAUUUUUAAUUGUUUUUUUUCUUUUCAAAUUCAAAAAGUAAUAUCCAUUUUUAAUGAAAAGUGGAAAUAUCACAUACACACACCCCUUCCUUUCCACCCUGUUCACCCCAGGUCUCUUUCCAGUACCACACCCUGAGAUUAUGGUUAAUUGACUAGCACAUGCACCUUUCUCUAAACAUAUAAAAAUGUGGGUGAUUUGUUGUCUCUACACAAAUAGAACGAAUCUAUUUACAUCACCUCCAACUUCUUUUCACUUGGAAAUAUACUUUGGAAAUUUCUACAAGUCAUUAUAGUUCUAGCUCCUGCUAGUGUGUGUGUGUGUGUGUGUGUGUGUCAGAUAGAGAGAGGGAGUGUGCUCUCACACACAAUUUUAACAUAAAAGAGAUAAUAUAUAUUCUGGGGAAGGGAAGGAGUUAGAGGUUUUAUUUUCUUGCUGCUUCCUUCCUUCUUCCCCUGCCCCAUCAUAUACAAAGCCCAAGUUAAAUAACCUGAUGCAUAGCUUUCUGUACUUUUUUCAUGUUCUGGUCAUAUUUUACAAAAUAUCCAUUUAUUGAGUAUUGGAAUGGUAGUUUUACAAUACUGGAAUUACAUUUCUAUGUGGUUUGGUUUUUUUCUAUAAUAAUGCUUUGUGGAUAUUCAAGUCCACCGACAAAACUAUAAUUAUUCUUUUCAAAGUCUUCAUAAUUGCCCAUGACAUAUUAUGUAUAUGUGUUAGUCAUUCCUCUAUGGACAAGCAUUUACUUUGUUUUCAGGUUUGUAUGGUUUUGUUUUUGCUACUUUGAAAUGUGCUUGUCAACAUAUCAGUGCUUUUAUUUUGUAUAGCAGUGCUAUCUCAUCAAUAUAUAACACAAGUUGCAUAUAACUUAACAUUUUUUAGUCACUAUUGAAAAAGUAAAGAGAAACUGGUAAAAUUC